Microplitis demolitor is the source of this 2829-nucleotide messenger RNA. It is a transcript of the gene RhoBTB, whose product is annotated as rho-related BTB domain-containing protein 1. The record is from RefSeq and is a predicted model, not a curated record. Gene Ontology annotation, biological process: small GTPase-mediated signal transduction. NCBI's taxonomy places the organism in Eukaryota, Metazoa, Arthropoda, Insecta, Hymenoptera, Braconidae. Gene Ontology annotation, molecular function: GTP binding; protein binding; GTPase activity. The coding region runs from base 447 to 2660 and encodes 737 amino acids. The transcript is spliced from 13 exons.
GUGGGUUCAUUCAGUUUAGUAGCGUGUUUGUCAUACUCUCGACACAAACUCUAUUGUCUCAUAUAAAAUAAAAUAAAAUUUUAAAUUAUUGCAACUCGUAAAAAAAAAUCAUUAUUUUUUAAAAUUCAAAUAUUCAAAUUUUCCCACCACUUAUUUUAAAAAAUAAUUAAAAAAUUUUCUUAACUAUAUUUACUUUAAUUGCGUAUAAUUAAGAGGUGCUAUUAUUUUAAUUAUUAAUAUGUUUAUUAUUUUAUUGUGUUGCAAUGACAGUUUCAUUUACUGAUUAACGAUUGAGUGGAGCUUGAAGCAUAAUGAAGAGCAUUUAAAUUUAGGGUGCGAUCGAAUGACCUCGAGGAUCCUGAAAGAGGACGAAGAGGACGAAGAAGCAGCGAAAGUAGACUGGAUCUACCGGUGACAAAUUUUAUGACCAGGUGUAAUUGUCGGUGAUGGACAAUGAGCAGCCGCAUCAGGAGCUGGUCAAGUGUGUCGUUGUGGGAGACACGGCAGUUGGCAAGACCAGGCUGAUAUGCGCCCGUGCCUGCAACAAACACGUAUCGCUAUCGCAAUUGCUCACCACCCACGUACCCACGGUCUGGGCCAUCGACCAGUACCGAAUUUACAAGGACGUCCUUGAGCGCUCCUGGGAGGUCGUUGACAAUGUAAACGUAUCACUCAGACUAUGGGACACCUUUGGAGAUCAUGAAAAAGAUCGAAGAUUUGCUUAUGGAAGGUCUGACGUUGUACUACUAUGCUUCUCCAUAACAAAUCCCGUGUCUUUACGCAACUGCAAGUUGAUGUGGUAUCCAGAAAUUCGACGGUUCUGCCCUCAGACUCCAGUCCUGUUGGUUGGUUGCAAAAAUGACCUGAGAUAUAUGUACCGUGAUGAGACAUAUCUCAGUUACUUUCGUGACCGCAGUCCAUUUGUCAGAGCGACAAGAAAAAGUGAUUUAGUUAUGCCAGAUCAAGCACGUGCUGUUGCCCGUGAACUUGGAGUACAUUAUUACGAAGCAAGUGUGUUUACUUACUACGGAGUAAAUGAAGUCUUUGAAAAUUCAAUCCGGGCGGCACUUAUUGCCCGUCGUCAGCAGCGAUUUUGGAUGACUAAUUUAAAGCGUGUGCAGCGACCACUACUUCAAGCACCGUUUUGUCCGCCCAAACCGAUACCACCAGAAGUGCAUUUAGCGCCCAGUACCUACGAGGAAAAUAUGAAAGCACUUUGGAUGCGUCCUGUUCAUACGGACGUAACGUUGAUUGUCGGUAGUUGUACAUUCUCGGCUCAUCGCUGUCUUCUGGCAGCUGCAUCUCCAGCUUUUCAUAGAUUAUUUUCUAUGGAACUUGUUCAUGAACUUACACCUCGCAGCUCUAGUGAGAGUAGUAUGGUCAGCACAUUUGGUGAAGCUACUGUUGGUGAUUUUAAUGAUGACACUGAAUGUCUUAUUCGUAAUGAUCAAGUUAAACCAGCUAAAGUAUGGGAACAAUUGAAACGUCGUUCAAGUUUUCAAGUAUUGCCAACAAUGGAUCAAAGAAAAGCAACUGGAGCAUCCCGCGAACUAAAUCAUCCAGCUUUUCAAAAUAUUCGCAUUAAUCUUACGGAAAAUUCAAACGGAAUCCAACAACCGACGACAAUAGUAACACUUUCAAAAUUAAUAACACCCCAAUCAAUGCAACAGUGUCUUCAAUUUAUUUACACCGGAAGUUUGGAUAAACGUUAUCAUGAUUUGCAAACAGCUCCAAUCGGGUUGUUACUGGAAAUACGUCAAGCUGCUGAAUUUUUGGAACUGCCCCAAUUGCUCAUGGUACUGGGUAGCAUACAAGCAAGAUCACAAUUUAUGAAUAGCGAUUUGAAUAAUCAGUAUAAACAAGUUGUGAGACAGAGAUUAGAAGACAUUUGUUUAGAACAAGGUUUAUUUGCUGACGUAAUGUUUGAACUUGAUGAUGGUAACAUGUCAGCACAUCGUGCGAUAUUAACAACAAGAUGUGAUAUGAUGAAAGCUAUGUUUUCCGGCGAUUAUCGUGAAAGUAGUGCUAAAGUUAUUGUGUUUCCUGGUGUACGUGAAUAUACAUUUCAUAAAUUUCUUUGUUAUUUGUAUACCGACCAAGUGCCACCGAUAUCAUCAGCACGUUGUCUAAAUCUUUUAGAAUUAGCGAACAGACUUUGUUUACCACGAUUAAUAAAUUUAGUUGAGAGUAGAGUAAUCGAAGAUUUAGAAAGAUUAUCACAAAAUGAUGGUAAUGAAGCUGUCGAAAGUUGUUUACGUUUAUUAGAACCUUGUAAGCUUCACAAUGCUAAUCAACUAGCCGAUUGGUGUAUGAACCAUUUGUGUGUUAAUUAUAAUAAACUUUGUAAAAUGUCACCGCGAAGUGUACGGUUACUUGAUCCAGAUAAUCAAGAGUAUUUGAAUGAACAUCGUUGGCCACCUGUUUGGUAUUUAAAAGACUACGACUACUACCAAAAAUGUUUGGCUGAAUUAGAUAAAGAAAACAAACCGACGUUGAAACGUAACCGCAAUCAAUCAGGAUGUCUCUGUUUCACGGGUUCAAGUAAAACUUCCCGAAAAGAAGAAACUGGUGGCGGAAGAUCAGGUGCAUCUGGUGGUGAUGCUAAUGCAGAACGACCGUUAUUUGAAGCAUCAACAAAUGAAUCUGGUGAGGUUGUAUGACAUGAGCUACGCGGCUCAGGCCGCCGUUCAAUCAGAUUUAUUCUGAUGCCUGUGCUCAUAAUAUUCAUCUGCACUAUUUUUACUAUUUUGAUACUGCUACAGAUUUAUACUUAAGCCGUGUAAUAAAUAUACAUAUAUAUCGUAAUAAAUAUAUACAAUUAAUAAACUA